CGUUUUUAUAUAUAUAUUUUUCCAAGGCUAGACUUUGGUCUAUUUUUCAUCUCUUGCUCUCGCUUUCUUUUCUAUUUUUUCUUUUUAACCAGUUUAACGCAAAAUAACACCCUCUUUUGUCUUUCUCUUUUAUAUUUCAUUUUUCACAAUCAGCUACACCACCGAAUUUCAAAAAGACACGUACUUUCCUCCUCUCUCCCCCUACUUUCUCUGGAUUUAUUGAAAUCUCGCCUUUACCAACAAAAAAAUGGAGCCGGAAAAGAGCACACUUAGCGACAGACACUCCGAGCAUGAGGCAGAGUACGUUGAUAUUCUGUCAGACCUUCGCGAAGCAGUGUACCGGCGGAGGCCCACCGACAUCUACCAGUUCUGCGCCACGUACUUUAACCAGAAAGGGGCUUUGGCGCUUCUCAAGAUGCACCCCAAUAUUCUCGAUCCUGUCGGAGAAGGCCCAGAGGCUGCAGCAGGAGCAGCCACAGCCACAGCCACAGCUGCAACAGCGGUGACGGCGGUGGCAAGCCAAACACGCCCGGAGGCUAAUGGAAACCAGGACGACUCGCAUUCGUGCAUGCGGCAGGCUUCAGAGCAUGCGUGGACCAGUAGUGGCAGCGCUUGUGGAAUGAUCAACCCCAACUUUAGCUUUGGCAGCAGCAGCAACAGCAGCAGCAGCAGCUUCCAGCAGCAGGCGGCUGAUGACAGCGGUAUGACAGUGGACAACGACGCGGACGAGGAGGCGCGCGACAAAUUCAGCAGCCUGGUCCUGUUGCCCUUUGCUGGGCGUCGGUUCAGUGUGUCUGCCGAAAGCAUGAACCCGUCGACGGAGGCUGAGUACAAGAAGAAGUUUGUCCCCAAGACCGAGGGCCAGAAGCAGCGGAUCCGGCAGGCACUGGACAACAACUUUUUGUUCAAAAACAUGGACGAGGACUCGUACCGCGAUGUCCACGUCGAGCGCGGCCAGAGUGUCAUUGUUCAGGGCGGCGUCGGCGACUACUUUUAUAUUGUCGAGCGCGGCACCUUUGACAUCUACAAGGCCAGUGGCGGAGAUCCCGUGAAGGUCGCCCAGGUGGCGGACGGCGGCAGCUUUGGCGAGCUCGCACUUAUGUAUAAUGCGCCCAGGGCGGCGACUGUGACGGCCACGUCGGAUGCCACACUGUGGGCCCUGGACCGCAUCACAUUCCGUAGCUUGCUGAUGGAGCGCACCUCGCGCAAACGCCGCCUCUACGAGCGGUUCCUCGAGACCGUCCCUUUACUCAAGUCGCUCGAGCCCUAUGAGCGCCAGAAGAUUGCUGAUGCGCUCGAGUCUGUCACAUUCAACGAUGGCGACGUUAUUAUGCACCAGGGUGACCCCGGACACGACUUUUUCCUUAUUGAGCAGGGCACUGUCAAGGUAUACAAGACGGAUGGGGAUGGCGUGAGCCGCGAGUACCCAGCGCUUGGACAGGGCGGGUACUUUGGCGAGCUGGCGCUGAUCGAUAAUCAGCCCAGGCAGGCGACGCUGAUCUCAUGUGGCCGUACUAAGUGUGCGAGAAUGAGCCGCGACGCCUUUAACCGCUUGCUGGGCCCUGUCAUCAACAUUAUCAGGCGCGAGGCUGGUAACUACAUGCAUAUCCAGUCGCUGACUGCUAAGCACUAAAGACGGGGACGUUGUAUGUGCAUGGUUACUCCCCCUUCGUAUUUGGCCCCUUUUACAUUAUUCUAACAUGUUUAUUUUAUUCUUUUUCUUUAUUGGCCAAUUCCAAAACAAACGUUAUCAAAACAAUUGU
Kickxella alabastrina is the source of this 1763-nucleotide messenger RNA. RefSeq names its product cyclic nucleotide-binding-like protein. Gene Ontology annotation, cellular component: cAMP-dependent protein kinase complex; nucleus. The transcript is spliced from 5 exons. Bases 248 to 1633 code for a protein of 461 amino acids. Gene Ontology annotation, biological process: regulation of protein phosphorylation. The record is from RefSeq and is a predicted model, not a curated record. Gene Ontology annotation, molecular function: cAMP-dependent protein kinase regulator activity. Lineage: Eukaryota; Fungi; Kickxellomycota; Kickxellomycetes; Kickxellales; Kickxellaceae.